Messenger RNA from Aegilops tauschii subsp. strangulata, 504 nucleotides. NCBI's taxonomy places the organism in Eukaryota, Viridiplantae, Streptophyta, Magnoliopsida, Poales, Poaceae. The record is from RefSeq and is a predicted model, not a curated record.
AUGGAGAAUGACGAGGAGGGGUGCACCCUCCCAACCGCCGAUGUCGCAGACUUUGAGGUCGCUGCCCGCGGGGAAAAUAGCAUGCCCAAGAUCCCCGACGCAACGUACGAGAUCGAGUGGAUCGGGACUCCCGCCGGCACGGUCGAUGCGGGGCCGGAGCUGACCUGCGAUGGCUGCUGCAGCGGAGCGCCGGGCGCGGCGGAGGCCUCCAGGAGCGGCGGCUGCCACUGUAGCCAGGGCGGGGCGGUGGUGGCGGUGGAUGGCAGCUGCAGCGGCCCGGCGAGCGCGGCGGGGACACCCCGAGGAAGCGGCGGGUGCGGCAGAGCGCUGGGCACGGCGGAGGCCGCCAGGAGCGGUGGCUGCCGCUGCAGCCAGGGCAGGGCGAUGGUGGCGGUGGAUGGCAGCUGCAGCGGCCCGGCGAGCGCAGUGGAGGCCGCCUGGUGCAGCGGCUACCACGACGGCGCGGUGGCGGCGGUGCGCGGCGCAGCCGGGUGCGGCCCAUAG